Fraxinus pennsylvanica is the source of this 1023-nucleotide messenger RNA. Lineage: Eukaryota; Viridiplantae; Streptophyta; Magnoliopsida; Lamiales; Oleaceae. The record is from the annotation of a GenBank genome assembly.
AUGCGUGGGGCACAAAAGUCACCAUUCAAAGAAUCCAUUAAAAGAAGACAACACGAGAAUGGUGAUAAUGGUGGGCGGGGGGUGGAGGUGGGGUCACUCAAAUUAGUGAAAUGGGUCGGCAAAGUUAUGUUUAAUUAUUCUUCACCACCAUAUAAAUACCCCUUCACUUCCAGCAGCUCUCAUCAUCAGCAGAAAACGCACUUCUGUUUGUACAUUCAAGAACUCUCAAAACUUUUUCUCUUUGAUUCAGUGCAAAUGGGUAAGGACAUUGAGGUCGGCGCCGAAUACACCACCAAGGACUACCAAGAUCCGCCACCGGCUCUGCUGAUUGACCCGGAGGAGCUAACCAAGUGGUCAUUCUACAGGGCCAUUAUAGCUGAAUUCGUAGCAACGCUCUUGUUUCUGUACAUUACUGUUUUGACUGUGAUUGGGUACAAGAGCCAGAGCGCUGCCGAUGAAUGCGGUGGCGUCGGGAUUCUUGGCAUAGCUUGGGCUUUUGGUGGCAUGAUUUUUGUCCUCGUUUACUGCACUGCUGGCAUUUCCGGAGGGCACAUCAACCCGGCAGUGACAUUAGGCCUAUUCUUGGCCCGUAAGGCAUUCCAGAAGUCUUACUAUGUAAAAUUUGGCGGCGGUGCCAAUGGACUGGCGGAAGGGUACAGCAACGGCACCGGAUUGGCGGCAGAGAUCAUCGGCACAUUUGUCCUUGUUUACACUGUAUUCUCUGCCACUGACCCCAAGAGAAAUGCUAGAGACUCCCACGUCCCUGUUUUGGCACCUCUUCCAAUUGGAUUUGCUGUGUUCAUGGUUCAUUUAGCCACAAUCCCAAUUACCGGCACGGGUAUCAACCCGGCCCGAAGCCUUGGAGCUGCUGUUAUCUAUGGCAAAGACGAGGCCUGGGAUGAUCAGUGGAUUUUCUGGGUGGGACCAUUCAUUGGGGCAGCCAUUGCUGCAUUUUACCACCAGUAUAUUCUGAGGGCAGGAGCUGUAAAAGCUCUGGGAUCAUUCAGGAGCACUCCUUAUUGA